AUGGUGCACACACCCCGCCGCCCCUAUCUGCAUGAAAGCCGGCCUCACCGUUUGUACGCGUCUGCACCUCGUUUCCACUUUGUUUCGACCUCAUUCCUCAUCUUCUCCCACACAUGGACGACAAUCUACGUAACCACGUACUUGUCUGACGACGCACCUUUGCGAGAUACUCUGUUUCUUGUUGUCUGCGAAGUGGACAAUCUAUCCGUCACAGGUGAUAGCACGACCACCCAUCCGGUGUCCACGCUACACAUACGCCCGCACAGACUUCUACGUACCGACACGCUUUUUUUUCAGCACUCGGUCUCAAUGUGGAAAACGGUUUGUCGCAGCAAAGGUGCCGCAUCUGCAAUGCUUUCAGUCCGUUGUCGCCCAGCAAUGUGUUGCCGUGCCCUCUUGGGCACCCGGUCAUCCUUCCUCUCUGGCGUCGUGUCGACGACCGGCCCUGUGCUGGUGAUGUCGGGGCGUCGCUGGUGCGCGACAACGCCGCCACACGGCACCGGCUCAUCUGGUUCACAGUCCAUAGAUGAGGAGGCUGUCGUUCGCGCCGCCAAGUGGAGCUCGUCGAAUUUCGAGGAACGACUGGGCUUUCGUACCGGUGAGACUAUCACUGAGGAGCGUCUGAAGCGCCACUACCGCAUUCUUGCGAAGCACUACCACCCGGACACGGCUGCGGGAAGCGGCCGCGGCAGCGGUGUACGGUACGAGGGGGAGACAAGCGCUGGGAAGGAUGUUGCCUUCCAGAACAUAAAAGAGGCGUACGAUGUGGUCAACGCGGCGGUGAAGCGAGGUGGUCGGCGGGGCGGCAAUGCCUCCCGCGGCUCCGCCACGGCGGAUUUCGCUGGAGGCUUCGAGUUCUCUGACGAAGCGCGGCGUCGCUCUCAGAUGCGACUCCUUGGCGACGCGGUCCUGCUUUUUAUCUUCAUGACAGUGGCCUUUAUUGUAGUUGUGAGCAGCCACAACAAGUCACGCAUGCAAUCUCGUUAUCUUUGGCACCUGGUCGGGAUCUUCUUUAUAAUUCAGCUCUUCCCACGGCUGUUUGCGGCGGCCAUCCUCUUCGCUGUGCAUUCGAUGCAUCUGCUCGAGAAAGCAACGCUGCAGGAGCAAGCGGCUAUCUCGCUCAUCGUGGAGCGGACUGAGAGGAUAUGCUCUGUGCAGCUGGAGGGUCUGAGGACCGAGGCGCAGCCGAACGUUGUAGUCCAAGUGACAACAACAGCAGACGCCAACAACGACGCUGCAGAGAGGGUGUCCUCGACACUCACCUUCGACAAGGGCGUCACAGCAUUUACGCUACCUCUGCCAGUCGAUUCGAGCUGUGUCUACCACGUCAAAGCAGUGGAUGAGGCACGCAAGAUAGUGCUGGUGGAUCGGUCACUCUCGGCGAGGAUGCCGGCAACCGUCUAG
Leishmania mexicana MHOM/GT/2001/U1103 is the source of this 1404-nucleotide messenger RNA. RefSeq lists its product as hypothetical. The record is from RefSeq and is a predicted model, not a curated record. Bases 1 to 1404 code for a protein of 467 amino acids. NCBI's taxonomy places the organism in Eukaryota, Euglenozoa, Kinetoplastea, Trypanosomatida, Trypanosomatidae. The transcript has a single exon.